CUCCGCACAGCCCUGCCGGAGGAGCGACCGUCCUCUCUCCUGGUACAGGGUGGGCGGUGGAACUGGUCAAAGCUCUCGCUCCGGACCCCAACCAGAACUCAAUUAAUGGAUGCCUGGAAGUUGCUGUGCACAUAUAUUCAGAAAUGUUUUGCCACCUGAGACCUGUGAGGAGGUUAUGUCUAGAGAAGAUAUUUUCCCACUGGUUUCUCUAUUCAAGAGCUUUAUCAGGAGCCGAAGCAGUCAAUGCCUUGAGGCCUUUCUAUUUUGCGGUACAUCCAGAUUUCUUCGGACAGCACCCCAUAGAAAGGGAAGUAAAUGAAAAUUCUCUUAAGAGAUUAAGUGUCUACUUAGAAAACCUCCAGAAACCAGGCUUCAAGUCUUUGAAACCAACUCAGCUUACAUUUUAUGUAAGAGAAAGAGACCAGAAUUCUUCUGAUGGCCAGGAACCCUUUAGUACUUGCGGAUUUCGAGCAGUCAAAUUUACUUUGCACACCAGAGAUCUGCUAAGCACAGUAUUGUAUAUUCUCAACUCCUGCAGUUUAUCUAUUGAACAUAUCCAAAGCUUGAAUACUAAUGUGCAUUCCCAGCCUCUCAAAGAGACUAAAAGGAUGUCUGACAGGCCCAUCAAAUGGGACAAGUCUUAUUACUCCUUUACUGGAUUCAGGGACCCUGAUGAAGACCUUGAACAAGUCUCAAGAAUGGAAACAACUCUAACAUCCUGGCUAGAUAACAAUGGGAAAAGUGCUGUUAAAAAGCUGAAGAAUAGUUUGCCACUUAGAAAAGAACUAGAUCGUUUAAAAGAUGAACUAUCUCAUCAGUUGCAACUCUCAGAUAUCAGGUGGCAGAGGAGCUGGGGAAUCGCCCACCGCUGUAGCCAGCUGCAUAGUUUAGGCCGCUUAGCACAGCAGAAUUUGGAAACACUUAAAAAAGCAAAAGGAUGUACGAUCAUAUUUACAGAUCGUUCUGGCAUGAGCGCAGUAGGUCACGUGAUGCUAGGAACAAUGGAUGUACAUCAUCACUGGAUGAAGCUUUUUGAAAGAUUGCCAAGUUAUUUUGAUCUUCAGAGGAGGCUGUUGCUUUUAGAAGACCAAAUAAGCUAUCUUUUAGGUGGCAUACAAGUUGUUUAUAUCGAAGAAUUACAGCCAGUAUUGACACUUGAAGAAUAUUACUCUCUUCUUGAUGUGUUCUAUAAUAGGCUUUUAAAAAAUAGAAUACCUUUUCACCCUCGAAGUUUGCGUGGUUUACAAAUGAUCCUUAACAGUGACAGAUAUGCUCCAAGUUUGCACGAACUUGGGCAUUUUAACAUCCCAAUACUCUGUGAUCCAGCAAACCUCCAGUGGUUUAUUCUCACCAAAGCUCAGCAGGCAAGAGAGAACAUUAAGAAAAAGGAAGAGUUAAAGGUUAUUGAAAAUGAAUUGAUACAGGCUUCAACAAAGAAGUUUUCUCUGGAGAAGUUAUAUAAGGAGCCCAGCAUUUCUAGCAUACAAAUGGUAGAUUGUUGUAAGAGACUUCUAGAACAAUCACUGCCUUAUCUACACGGGAUGCACCUCUGCGUGUCACAUUUUUACUCUGUUAUGCAAGAUGGAGACCUUUGUAUUCCUUGGAAUUGGAAGAAUGGAGAAGCCAUUAAGUAACAGAAAUCAGUUUUAUUUUUUUAGAGAUAAGAAAUUGUUAAACAUAUUUAAAUCCA
This is a messenger RNA of Carlito syrichta (Philippine tarsier), 1690 nucleotides long. It is a transcript of the gene TCAIM, whose product is annotated as T-cell activation inhibitor, mitochondrial. The coding region runs from base 144 to 1634 and encodes 496 amino acids. Gene Ontology annotation, cellular component: mitochondrion. The record is from RefSeq and is a predicted model, not a curated record. NCBI's taxonomy places the organism in Eukaryota, Metazoa, Chordata, Mammalia, Primates, Tarsiidae. The transcript has 11 exons.